AUGGAUUCCAAAAAAGUUGCCCUCAUUGUAGGCGCUUCCAGGGGCAUUGGACGCCAGAUUGCUAUUGAUCUCGCUAAGAACCAAUAUGCAGUCGUCGUCGCAGCAAAGUCAACCAGCGACGCAUCCAAAGUCCACCCUUUCCCGCCAGACCCCAACUCCCCAGAGUCCACCAUCUCUACAGUGACACGGGAGAUUAUCGAGGCGGGCGGCGAUGCCGUGGCCAUUGCCGUGGAUACACGCGAGUACGAGAGCAUUCGCAACCUCGUGUCCGAGACCAUCCGGCACUACGGCCGCCUCGACGCCCUCGUGUAUAAUUCUGGGGCCAUAUGGUGGGCCUCGGUCGAGGAGACACCCUUUAAGCGUUUCCAGCUGAUGCAACGGGUCAACAUCGAGGGUCUAUACGGCGUCGUGCAAGAGGCUCUUCCGCACCUCAAGCAACGUGGGACGGGAAGAAUCAUCGUCGUCAGCCCGCCCAUUUACUCGCGCUUCUUCCGGGGCAAGACGGCCUACGCCAUGGGCAAGGUGGGCAUGAGCGUCCUGACCAAGGGGCUGGCCAUGGACUUUGCGCGGCAGAAUCUUGACGGCAUGGCCAUCACCAGCAUCUGGCCCGCCGUUGCCAUUGAGAGCGGCGCCACCAAGAAGAUGACGGAUAGGAAUCCCGACGAAGCCCGCGACCUGCGCCGUGCCACUGUCUUCUCCGACGCUGUCCUGGCCAUGUUGCGUGCCCCUGCCGCCAGCGUCAAUGGCCGGCUGGAGCUCGACGAGGAUUUUUUACGUUCCGAUGCCGGUGUGACUGAUUUCUCAAAGUACUCGGUUGUGCCCGGUGCGACGCCCCGACGCAUCAUGCCACAGCACUUGCCCACGCUCACCGUGGCGGAGCAAGACGACGAGGGCAAGAGGAUGAAUAGUGCGGAGGGCAAAGCAAAGUUAUGA
Pestalotiopsis fici W106-1 is the source of this 933-nucleotide messenger RNA. RefSeq lists its product as uncharacterized. The record is from RefSeq and is a predicted model, not a curated record. The coding region runs from base 1 to 933 and encodes 310 amino acids. NCBI's taxonomy places the organism in Eukaryota, Fungi, Ascomycota, Sordariomycetes, Amphisphaeriales, Sporocadaceae. The transcript has 2 exons. Gene Ontology annotation, molecular function: oxidoreductase activity.